Molecule: messenger RNA, 1275 nt
Organism: Cricetulus griseus (Chinese hamster)
Lineage: Eukaryota; Metazoa; Chordata; Mammalia; Rodentia; Cricetidae
Source: RefSeq, a predicted model, not a curated record
CGCCGCUAGGGGACAGCGUGCAGGGAGCGGGCGAUUUCCCAGGCCCUCCCCCCUCGGCUGCGGGAAUGCUAAAGCGUGGCAGGGGCCGGCCCGGGAAGCGGAGGAGGCGGGUCUCCAUAGAAACCUCCACCUGUUUCCGGCCAGGCUGGGUGAAAUUAGGGGCUGUUGCGGGGGCCAAUCUCAGCCAGCUCGCUUCUUCCCGGCGGCCCCUGCGGGAGCGGUGGGUGUUGUACACAAUCAUCAUGGCGGCGGCCGGAGCCCCGGAUGGCAUGGACACGGAGGCCGAGGCUGUGACCACCGAGGGGGGUGCGGGCAGGGAGCUGGUGGAUCUGAAGAUAAUUUGGAACAAGACUAAGCACGACGUGAAGGUCCCUUUGGACAGCACGGGUUCCGAGCUAAAGCAGAAGAUUCACUCCAUUACAGGUCUCCCACCUGCCAUGCAGAAGGUCAUGUAUAAGGGACUUGUUCCUGAAGAUAAAACGUUGAGAGAAAUAAAAGUGACCAGUGGAGCCAAGAUCAUGGUGGUUGGCUCUACUAUAAAUGAUGUUUUAGCAGUAAACACCCCCAAAGAUGCUGCCCAGCAGGAUGCAAAGGCUGAAGAAAACAAGAAGGAGCCCCUCUGCAGGCAGAAGCAACACAGGAAAGUUUUGGACAAAGGAAAACCUGAAGAUGUGAUGCCAUCUGUUAAGGGUGCCCAGGAGCGUCUGCCAACGGUACCCUUGUCUGGCAUGUAUAAUAAGUCUGGAGGGAAAGUGAGACUCACUUUUAAGCUAGAGCAAGACCAGCUGUGGAUCGGCACUAAAGAGCGGACUGAGAAACUCCCCAUGGGGUCCAUUAAAAACGUGGUCAGUGAACCUAUAGAAGGACAUGAAGACUACCACAUGAUGGCGUUUCAGUUGGGCCCCACGGAAGCCUCUUACUACUGGGUGUACUGGGUUCCAACUCAAUAUGUGGAUGCAAUCAAAGACACUGUGCUGGGCAAGUGGCAGUAUUUUUGAAAGCACUUUCACCUCUGGCCCAGGAGACUGAUCCAAAGUGAAGGACAUUGCCGGGAGAGGUCUGCAGCAUCCCUGGAUUGCAGAGUUCUGGGACUUUGUUCACACACAAAAAAAAUCUCUAUUCAAUCUGAGGUGAUGUGGUGACUGAAGCCAGAGGUGAUGUACUUUCACCGUUAGCUUAAUUUGAACUUAAAAUCACCGGUUCCCUUUCUUGCAGUCAGCUUACCAUUUUAAAAGUCAGUAUGGUGGAAAUUAAUAAAUCCAAGUUUCGAACAUG